Molecule: messenger RNA, 1755 nt
Organism: Morchella sextelata
Lineage: Eukaryota; Fungi; Ascomycota; Pezizomycetes; Pezizales; Morchellaceae
Exons: 4
Coding region: 1-1755 (584 amino acids)
Biological process (GO): RNA polymerase III preinitiation complex assembly
Cellular component (GO): transcription factor TFIIIB complex
Molecular function (GO): TFIIIC-class transcription factor complex binding
Source: RefSeq, a predicted model, not a curated record
AUGAGUUCAGUCGUCAACAAGUCCAAAAACAAAUUCGUCCCCAAAGCGCGUGCCCGCGCCCGCCCCACCGGUCCCACCCCCUCAGGCCCCGCCCCCCCAAGCACCACCACCACAGUCACUACCGCCGCCGUCUCAAAACCGACGCUCGAAGACCCCACCCCCACCCCCACCCCCACAUCCACGCCAGAAGAGACCUCAAGCAGCGACGAUGCAGCCCCAGUCACCACCCCCGCCACAGCACCAAUACCAAUAUCAACACCGGUAGAGCGCCAGCCCUCACCGCCGCCCCCACCGCCCCCGCCAAGAGCCAACGCGGGAAUACCAAUGGUCCGAUCCGCGUCUUCUGCGUCCUCCUCUGCAUCGGCGAUCCCAAUGCUGCGGUCGACGUCAGCGAACGGCAUCCCCGGGAUCCAGUCUGCAAUGCCGACGCCCAUUACGACGCCGACAGCGACGACGCCGACGGUGCUGGAGGAGGCGGACGUGCUCGACGACGAGGAGGAGGUCGAGGUCGAGGAGGCGCCGAGGCGGGGGAGGAAGCCGCGGGGAAGGGAUGUGGAUGAGGAAGAGGAAGGAGAAGCCGAUGAGGAUGAAGACGCCGCAGGAGAAGACGCCCCAGCGCGGAGGCCCGCAGCGAAGCGCAAAGCGCGGACCACCGCCGCGGGCGAACCAGCAGCGAAGCGCAAGCCCGCGCAGCCGCGGAAGAAGCGCACGCCGGUCGAAGGCACAGAGGCGGGGCCGGGGGCGGGGGCGGCAGGGGCAGCGGCGCCCAAGAAGCGGGGGAGACGGCGCGCCGAGUCUCCAGAGGACGGGGAGGCGCAGGAGAUUGCGGUGAAUGUUGUCAAGAUGAAGGACCUGUGCAAGGACAUGCGGAUCGGGCGCAAGAGUGCGCGGUUCAUGGAGAUCCAGGCGGAGGAGGCGGCGCGCGCGGCGCUGUCGCAGCAGGAGAGGGAGGAGGCGGAUGAGGCGCGCAGGGCCGCCGAGGAGGAGAGGGGGUUGGAGACGGCGGAGAUGAGGAUUGAGAGGUUGGCGGUGGAGAGGAAUCAGAAGGGACUCAACGCCGCCCAGGUCCGCAUCGUCAACGGCGAAAUCGUCAUCGACGACGAGUCGCUGCAGAUUGACCGGCGCGAGCGCGACGCCCUCGACGAAGACGCCCUCGAGAUCGUCGAGGAGAACCAGCACACGCGGCGCAUCACCUCGCAGACCUUCUCCAAGCGCGAAAAGGUGUCGAAAUGGGACGCCGAGCAGACGGGCCGCUUCUACGAGGCGCUGUCAAUGUUUGGCACCGACUUUGAGAUCAUCUCAAAGAUGUUCCCCGGGCGCAGUAGGAGGCAGAUGCGGAAUAAGUAUCUGUGCGAGGAGAGGAAGAAUCCGCAUCGGAUCACGAAUGCGCUGAGGACGCGGAUUGCGAUUAACAUCGACCAAUACAGCACGCUCACCUCACAAGAGUUCCAAGACCCACAGGAGCUCGAAGACGAGCUGCAGAAGCUGCGCGACGAACACGAGGCCAGCGAGACCGCCGCGGCGUCCCACAUUGUCGAGGCGGAGCGGGAGCGGCAGGAGGCUGCCAACGCGGCCAUGAUCGCGGGCGACAGCGGCAUCGGCGUGGGCGCGGGAGAGGCGCACAAGAAGGGGCGCAAGAAGAAGGGUGCGCGCGGCGGCGGCGGCGGCGGCGGCGCGGGCGAGGAGGAGGUGCUCAUGAGUAGGGAGGAGUAUGAGGCGAUGAGGGCGAGGGAGGCGGCGGAGGCGGAGGAGUAG